ACUUUUUUCCAAGAUUUUGAUUCCAGUGGAAUCUUUGCUUUAGAUUUUGUGUGUGUGUGUGUGUUAGUGACUCGUGACCCCGGAAGCAAUGCCUGUGCAGGCGCCACAAUGGACGGAUUUCCUCUCCUGCCCUAUUUGCACUCAGACUUUCGACGAAACUAUCCGCAAACCCAUCAGUUUGGGUUGUGGCCAUACUGUCUGCAAAAUGUGCCUGAAUAAACUCCACCGCAAGGCAUGUCCAUUUGACCAGACUACUAUCAAUACUGAUAUUGAGUUCCUCCCAGUGAAUUCAGCAUUACUGCAGCUCGUGGGUGCUCAGGUCCCUGAGCAGCAGCCCAUUACUUUGUGUAGUGGAGUUGAAGAUACAAAGCACUAUGAGGAAGCCAAGAAAUGUGUGGAAGAAUUAGCCUUGUACCUGAAACCACUCAGCAGUGCCAGAGGAGUGGGUCUGAAUAGCACAUCUCAGAGUGUUCUGAGUCGACCCAUGCAAAGGAAGCUGGUGACUCUGGUCCACUGCCAACUUGUGGAAGAGGAAGGCAGGAUUCGUGCCAUGAGGGCUGCUCGGUCCUUAGGGGAACGGACAGUCACGGAGCUCAUCCUGCAGCACCAGAACCCUCAGCAGCUGUCCUCUAAUCUCUGGGCGGCCGUCAGGGCCCGAGGCUGCCAGUUUCUUGGACCAGCGAUGCAGGAGGAAGCCUUGAAGCUGGUUCUGCUGGCCCUUGAAGAUGGUUCUGCUCUAUCCAGGAAAGUCUUGGUUCUCUUUGUGGUGCAAAGGUUGGAGCCACGGUUCCCGCAGGCCUCUAAAACAAGCAUUGGGCAUGUUGUCCAGCUCCUUUAUAGAGCCUCCUGCUUCAAGGUCACCAAGCGUGAUGAAGACUCCUCUCUAAUGCAGCUGAAGGAAGAAUUCCGGACCUACGAAGCGCUUAGGCGCGAACACGACUCUCAGAUCGUGCAGAUUGCCAUGGAGGCAGGUCUGCGCAUCGCCCCAGAUCAGUGGUCCUCCCUGCUCUAUGGGGAUCAGUCGCACAAGUCGCACAUGCAGUCCAUCAUUGACAAGUUGCAGACCCCAGCCUCUUUUGCACAGAGUGUACAGGAACUAACGAUUGCUCUCCAGCGAACUGGAGACCCGGCAAACUUGAACCGGCUAAGACCCCAUUUGGAGCUGUUAGCAAACAUUGACCCCAGUCCAGAUGCUCCUCCUCCGUCUUGGGAACAACUAGAAAAUGGGCUGGUUGCAGUGCGCACAGUUGUUCAUGGGCUGGUUGAUUAUAUCCAGAACCAUAGCAAAAAAGGAGCAGAUCAGCAACAGCCUCCACAGCACAGCAAGUAUAAGACAUACAUGUGCCGUGACAUGAAGCAGAGAGGAGGGUGCCCGCGCGGGGCCAGCUGCACUUUCGCCCACUCUCAGGAGGAACUGGAAAAAUUUCGUAAAAUGAACAAGCGCCUGGUCCCCAGGAGGCCGCUGAGCGCAUCCUUGGGUCAGCUCAAUGAGGUGGGCCUGCCGGCUGCUGCCAUUCUCCCUGAGGAAGCUGGCUUGGAGUUGCCUAGCAGGAAGGCACCCACACUGCCCAAUGGGAUUGUGGCUACAGGUGGUACUGUGGCCAAGUUGAUUCCACGGGGCACCGAGCCUGGCUAUGAGGCUAGUCUGAAACCCGGAAAGAUGGAGCACCAGAGCAGCAGUGCGCCUGGGUCCCCCCCAGACCUGCUUGACUCUGUCCCUAAGACUAUUUCUACCUUACCUGUGAACCCACAUCCUGUACCUCCAAGAGGGCCCACAGACCUAUCUUCUAUGCCCGUCACCAAACCACCUCAGAUGGUGUCUCGAAUGUCUCCACUGUACCCAGCACAGCAAGCUGACGUUUAUUACCCAGAUCCACGGGCGCCAGCUGCACCUCCCUUUGAGCCAGCACCCUACCAGCCAGGCAUGUACUACCCUCCACCACCAUGUGUGUCCCGCUUCGUCAGGCCACCUCCUUCAGAACCGGCUCCGCCCUACUUGGACCAUUACCCUCCCUACCUCCAGGACCGAGUUGUGAGCUCCCAGUAUGGCGCCCAGCCUCAGCAGUACCCACCCAUGUACCCAGCUCACUAUGAUGGCCGCCGACUCUACCCGCCCCAGUCAUACGGCAGAGAGGAGCUGUUUCGGGAGAGCCCCAUGCCCGUGGAGAUCCCGCCUGCUGCCGUCACCCCCUAUGUCCCUGAGUCCAGAGAUCGGUACCCACAGAUGGACGGUUACUACCCAGUGGCUCCUCAUCCAGCGCAGAUCAGACCCUACAUGAGAGAGUCUCCUUACAGUAGGUUCCCUCCUCCACCUCAGCCACACCCCAGUCUAGAUGAGCUGCACCGCAGACGGAAAGAAAUAAUGGCUCAGCUAGAGGAGAGAAAGGUCAUUUCUCCACCUCCUUUUGCACCCUCACCGACCUUGCCUCCUGCUUACCACCCAGAGGAGUUUCUGGAUGAAGAUCUGAAGGUGGCUGGGAAAUACAAAGGAAAUGAUUACAGCCAGUACUCCCCCUGGUCCUGUGACACAAUUGGCUCAUAUAUAGGAACCAAAGAUGCAAAACCCAAAGAUGUGGUGGCUUCAGGGAGUAUGGAAAUGAUGAAUGUGGAAAGCAAAGGAAUGAGGGACCAGAGGCUGGAUCUUCAGAGGCGAGCAGCAGAAACCAGUGAUGACGACCUCAUUCCCUUUGGGGACCGGCCCACUGUAUCUCGGUUCGGUGCCAUCUCUCGAACUUCCAAAACAAUAUUUCCGGGCGCUCCCACCAAAUCUCUUAACCUUUCAGAGCUUAAUCCAUAUGGCAUCCAUGGCGGCUGGGGGGGCAUCCCAUACUCACAACAUCCAAACACGCCUUCUCCAGGACACUUCAAUGACAGAGAGAGAAUUUCCAUGACCGAAGUGGCCAGUCAUGGAAAACCACUUCCAUCUGCUGAGAGGGAGCAACUGCGCCUGGAGCUGCAGCAACUGAAUCAUCAGAUCAGCCAACAGGCCCAGCUACGUGGACUGGAGAGGGAGGGGGGUGCUGUAGCCGCCCCGCCUCAGCCCUUGCCCCCACCGCCCAAGUGGCCCGGGAUGAUCUCAAGUGAGCAGCUGAGCCUGGAACUACAUCAAGUGGAAAGGGAAAUUGGAAAGCGGACCCGGGAACUGAGGAUGGAGAACCAGUGUUCUCUGGACAUGAAAAGCAAAUUGAAUACGAGUAAGCAAGCAGAAAAUGGACAACCAGAAUCACAGAAUAAAGUCCUAGCUGAGGACCUUGCAUUAACAUUCAGUGAUGUGCCAGAUGGAUCCACCUUGACACAAGAGAAUAUCAGCCUGCUUACAAAUAAGACCAGCUCUCUGACCCUGUCAGAGGACCCCGAGGGCGGAGGGGACGGCAGUAACUCCCCGAGACCAGGAGUCACACUGAGCUCUGCUCCCUAAAGGAUGGGAGAUCCUCGUUUUCUCUUCUGCUCCACAUUUGUUUGUGAAACAGAGGGGUAGGAGAAUGGAAAAUGUUUCAACAUUUUUCUCUGAGAGAGGUCAGAGAAAUGGAGGAAAAGCACCAGAGGCAAUGUGCACAAACACCACUACUUACAAAAAAGCCCUGCACAUAGUUCACACUAAUACAUUUUUUAAUUUAAAAAAAAGAGAGAGACAAAGAAAAAAAGAAAAUUAGCAGUAUCUGCAAGCAAUUCAGAUUAAAUUUGUUUUUGUUCUGUGAAUGAACUUUAUUUUAAUAACUUUGGACGCCUUGGAUCCAGGGCUUUAAAAAAGAAGAUAUUAUAUAUACACUCUGUUUGAUUAAUUGUAUGAUCUUAAUGAAGUAGGUUUUUCCUGUAUUUUUGGUAUUAUUACAUACCCAGUGUAUAUUUCCUACCCCCAGAACUUUUCUUUCCAGAUCUUCAUAGUCUUGUAGAUGAAAACAGACAAAAAGAAGCACUGGCUUUUCUGAGAAUUCUUUGGUGCUUGGGAACCAAA
Molecule: messenger RNA, 3955 nt
Organism: Suncus etruscus (white-toothed pygmy shrew)
Lineage: Eukaryota; Metazoa; Chordata; Mammalia; Eulipotyphla; Soricidae
Gene: RC3H1
Product: ring finger and CCCH-type domains 1
Exons: 19
Coding region: 89-3418 (1109 amino acids)
Molecular function (GO): metal ion binding
Source: RefSeq, a predicted model, not a curated record